Mycosarcoma maydis (corn smut) is the source of this 2934-nucleotide messenger RNA. RefSeq lists its product as uncharacterized. The transcript has a single exon. The record is from RefSeq and is a predicted model, not a curated record. Lineage: Eukaryota; Fungi; Basidiomycota; Ustilaginomycetes; Ustilaginales. Gene Ontology annotation, cellular component: nucleus. Bases 1 to 2934 code for a protein of 977 amino acids.
AUGUCGUUUGAACCUCAUCAGCAGGAUGGUGCGCUGCCGUUCUCCGACGUGACAGGUCUGCUCGCUGCCGCUGCAGGUGCUGAGAAACAGCAAGCCCUCGUGGCCCGCAUCUUGGUGCCUCCUGAAGCGAUCUCUGCCCCUUCCAGCUCAUUCGAUCACUUUGCACGCCUUUCGAGCAUAGCUACACAGCUUAGGGAGUUCUUUGGCGAGCAUACUAGAUGCAGUGACCACCUCGAUGGCCAAGACUAUAUUUGGCACAAGGAGCCGCCUUCCAUUUCGGUCGUAUGUCCUUCCUCAUCCUCCCGUGUCUCUACCUCGAGCGCCUCGACGCAGCUACCGCCACAUAUUCUCUUACAUCUGCGCACAGGGGGAGAGUGCAUCGAAGACGAAUGGUUUGCAACGCAUCUUCUGAUCCGAGCAUCAUCGCACUUUGUCCACUAUCAAUUGUGUAUCAAUGUGGAAGACGAGGACGGUCAGUUCCUUCUCAUUGAAGCUGCAGACUACCUUCCAGAAUGGGUUACUCCGGAAGCAGUGGAGAAUCGAGUGUGGAUUUUCGACGGCCAUCUGCAUCUGAUCUCACCGCACCACAAUGACAGGGAUGAUGCGCCUUUAUCGACUUGUCGAGCUGUUGAGCUUGUUAGCGACAGUUGCAUCCUGACCCGGGCCUCUGACGACGUCGAAGCAGCUGCCUUUGCUCGAGCUUUCGAGUUCCCGUCUGCUGCCAAACAGCAUCAUCACCGAACGCUUGCCUACCUGCCACAACGCAUCGCAAGAGUGCUUGCGGUCGAACCACAGCUUAUAGCCAAUUGCGUCACUUCAAUACAGUCUCGAGACGUCGUCAGUUGUCGCUCUGCAUCCAGACUCGUGCAUUUCGCACCACCUUUGCAGGAUUCGGUUAGGUCCGCAUCGAGCAACGUAUCUGUCCACGACAAUGACGCCCAUGUCGCACUGUAUUCGGUGCGAAUGACACGCCAUCUUUACGCACAGUUACUCUACGACCGCUUCUUCCCACCACGUCAGCUUGGUGUCGAUUGGCAGGCAGCCGUGGAGAAAUAUCGACUUCGACUGCAUUCGCUGAAUUCUUGUUCGGACUCCAAGGCCAAGGAAAAGAUUGAGGAUGAAACACAAGUGCAGGCCGAGCUACACCAAGGACGAUGGCGCGAUCUUGGAGCCAAGAUCUGGUGCGGUAUGGAAAUGUCAUACACCGACUCACUCGCACGUCGCGCGAGCACAAAGCCACGCCCCAUGGCUUCAUCAGCCUCAACGAUACCCGCACAAGAGUAUCAAGCGCUCAUAGAAUCACUGAACAAGCUUGGAUAUUUCCAGGACGAGAUCGAGGAUAGUGCAAAGUGGAAGCAGCUACAAGCCAAAGCGCUUGCACAGUAUUUUGAGCGAUCAGAAGUGCAAGUUGGUGGCCAAUCCAACAAGCACGACGCUUUGCUCUGCGAUACAGUUGAUCACAUUCUUCAGCAAGCCAGUGCCGACACAUCAUUGGUCAAGUCGUUACCAUCUAAUGCUACUCUCGAUAUGCUCAGAGAGGCAGAGGACGACGACUCUUGGCUGCAGCUCGGUCCAGACGACGUCGAUACUAUCCUGCACGGCAAACUUGGCUCCUCCAACGACGGCUCGCGCGUUGUCGAUGAGCAAGACACGUUUAAGCGUCUAGGAGCGUUCAACAGCAAGAUGGCAGAAUUCGUCCAAACCAAAUCCGACGUGCGCGGCGCUGUGUUUGCGGAUGAGGUGGAUGCAGACGAUUUGCAAGUGGACGAUGACGAGCUGUUGUUCGAAGACCUUGACGAGGACGAGCAGGAAGAGAGCAUUCGACGCCAGGUGCAGGAGAGGAUGCGAACGUGCGGGCAUGAAGCCAAGAGACAGCUUGUGGAACGCUUGAUUCCACGCAUGUCGGAGCACGAGUGGACGCGUAAACCAGCUAUGAAUGCUCAAUCCGGACGCGGUGCUGACGAGCAAAACGAAGGCGCUCACAAUUUUCUUGCAUCCAUUGAUCGGAUGGCUGCUGAGCGAACUACGGCUACGCGUGCAGCUGCACAGCAAAAGCCGCAAACCACCGUGGCGAUGCGUCAAGAUAACCACCUUUCUGCGGCUCACGCUGAGCUAAGUCGUCGUCUCGCCUCGCAGUACAUGCGUGAGACGUCGAUGCUUCUCUCCUCGCAUGCGCACCAUCAGUUCGACGGGGCUUCCGACUCGGACGACGAAGAGCUGGAGCAGGAAACUUCACCCGAAAUCCGACGCCAGCGCGCCGAGGAAUACGAUAUCGAUCCUGACGACCUAGUGACAACAGCAGCGGAUGCAGCCAUGGAGGCCGGUUGGGAGGAUAUUGGCGAGCCAGCGGAGCUAGACGAAGAGACGGAGGUGGGCAACCUGUUGGAGUAUGCCCGAAUCAGCCUUGGGCUGACGAAAGAGCAGUAUCAGCAAAUUCUCGACGAGAGGCAGAGCAAAGGCAAAUUUGUACCCGCUACACCGACAGCAAAGAAAGACACGCAGUCAGACGACAAAUCUACCACACCAGCUGCAUUGAAACUCGACACGUUCGAAGACGUUAUGGCUGCCAUGGAAGAUCGGCUGCAUCAGCUACAGACCACUACGCAUGACUCUCGUAUUACGGAAUCCUCAAAACUCGCCCCGAAAUCCGAACAAGAUCCAGCUGCAGUCAACGAUGUUGACCAAGACAAAGAGCUCCUAGCGCACCUUGUCAAGUCUGGUUCAGAUCUUCCAUCGUCCCUACUCCCACAUCUCGGCGACGCCGAUCACGCAGACACCAUUCAGGCCGAGCAGAUGCAAGCCUUUCUGCGCUCGUUCCAAGCUCAGGCAUCAACCACCGGUCCGCAGUCCGGCUCUGGACCAGUGGACGUCCUCAUGCGUCGAUUCGGACUCGGCAGCUUACCCGCUGAUCAAGAUCCGCACUUCUCCCGAUAA